AGUCCGAAUACUCUCAGCCUAGAGGGUAGCCCCAAGCGCAUUAUUGCUCCUCGAGGCCGGCCAACCUCGAGAGUAAGAGGUGGUGGUCGCCAUGUCAACAUUCCCGGCCAGGUUGCUGUUGAUGCGAGCCCAACUGGAGUGAUCGAUACAAGACACGAUUCUGAGGAUAGUAGUGCACCACCUGAGGCAAAGAUGGUCAAAUUAGAGCUACCACAAAUCUCUUCCAGCUGGUUAGAAAAAGAGACCAAAUGUAUCAUCACCCAUCCACACAAGUCGCCCCCUUCCGUCUCUGAUAAAAACUUGAACGAAAACUCUGAGCCCAGUUUACCGGAUCAGACUUCUCUUUCUGUGGACCCGAUGGCGACAGACUCUUUAGAUUCACCACAGGAAAAUGAAAAUAUAAUGAGCAUUCCCGGACAAUUUGAUGUUCCCUUUAAGCCAGAGCAUCAUAUUACUUUGACAGAAUCCCCUUUAAACGGCACCAAACCUGAGAUAUCAGAGCCAGGAGUUGACACGCUUUAG
Molecule: messenger RNA, 522 nt
Organism: Protopolystoma xenopodis
Lineage: Eukaryota; Metazoa; Platyhelminthes; Monogenea; Polystomatidea; Polystomatidae
Source: the annotation of a GenBank genome assembly